GCUCCUGAGUCAUUUCGACCGAAGAACCUUCACGUCCAAAUCUUGGUCACACCAUGUGGUCAUUGCUCCUUUUGUAGGUUUUCCGGUCAAUAGCAGGAAUAAUUACAUGGUUGCACAGCUUUAAAGCUGGGUUGUUUCUCUUCGAAUUAACAUCAAGGCUGGUGUCGAAUUCUGGAAAGCCUUAUAUGGUAAUGAAAGCUGGCCUUGCUUAAAGCCUGAAACUGUCAACUUCUGUUUGAUAAAAGAUCAAAAAAUCCAAAUCAAAAUGCAGGAUCCUAAUGAAGACACCGAGUGGAAUGACAUCCUCAGGAAAAAAGGGAUCAUCCCUAAAAAAGAAAAAGAGGUUACUGAAGAAGACAUCGUCAACAUGGUAGAGGCGACUGUGCAAGAGAAGCAAAAUCAAGAUGGAAAGCCACUCGAUGAGCUUACUUUGGACGAGUUGGAUGAGUUGGAGGAUGAUGAGGAUGAAAGGGUUCUGCUUGAAUACAGGCAAAAGAGAAUUGCUGAAAUGAUGGAGCAAAUGUCAAAGGCUCGCUAUGGGUCCGUACUAGAAAUCAGCGGCCAGGAUUACGUCGAUGAAGUCAACAAGGCUGGAGAAGGAGUUUGGGUGGUUCUUCACUUGUAUAAAACAGGGAUACCUCUUUGUGCUUUGUUGAAUAUGCAUUUGGCAGAGCUGGCCAGGAAAUAUCCCAAAACAAAAUUUAUCAAAAGUAUAUCCACCACAUGCAUACCAAACUUUCCCGACAAAAAUUUGCCAACGAUAUUUGUAUAUUUUGAAGGAGUCAUGAAAGCUCAGUAUAUCGGCGCAGCUGAAUUUAGAAGAGAGGACAUCUCUGUUGAAGAGGUUGAAUGGAUGGUUGGUAAAACUGGUGCUAUUGAAACUGAAAUUAAAGAAGACCCAAGGCCCAAGGAGAAGCCAAGGGAUGUCCUUUUUUCACAAUUACAAGCUGAAGGUGGUGCAAAUGAUUGGUUUUGAACUACUUUCUCACAAUUUAUAGGAUUGUUUUUUAUGUUUGAACAAUGAUUUAAAAAUCAAAUUAUAUCUUUGUUAAUUUUAUUUAUGUUUUUGUUUUAUUAACAUUACAAUGUAAUCAUUCAAUGUAAUAAUUACAAGUAAAUUUAGUAUUACUUUUAUUUACACAAAAAAAGUUGUGUUUUAUGUAAGUGUGUAUAUAAUAUUAAUAAAAUAUUUAUACAUUGA
Messenger RNA from Cimex lectularius (bed bug), 1201 nucleotides. RefSeq names its product viral IAP-associated factor homolog (gene viaf). Bases 266 to 976 code for a protein of 236 amino acids. Gene Ontology annotation, cellular component: cytoplasm. The transcript is spliced from 6 exons. The record is from RefSeq and is a predicted model, not a curated record. Lineage: Eukaryota; Metazoa; Arthropoda; Insecta; Hemiptera; Cimicidae. Gene Ontology annotation, biological process: protein folding.